Messenger RNA from Nannizzia gypsea CBS 118893, 1779 nucleotides. Its product is annotated as vacuolar protein sorting-associated protein 45. Gene Ontology annotation, biological process: vesicle-mediated transport; intracellular protein transport. The transcript has 3 exons. NCBI's taxonomy places the organism in Eukaryota, Fungi, Ascomycota, Eurotiomycetes, Onygenales, Arthrodermataceae. Gene Ontology annotation, cellular component: Golgi membrane. The record is from RefSeq and is a predicted model, not a curated record. The coding region runs from base 1 to 1779 and encodes 592 amino acids.
AUGGACGUCUUCUCUGCAGUUUCUGGUUACAUCUCCAAGAUGGUGACGACGGGAGAUGCGGCGGGCACAAGCUCCUCCUCUAAGAUGAAGAUAUUGCUUCUUGAUAGUGAGACCUUACCCAUCGUGUCGACGGCCAUGACGCAGUCCGCCCUCCUUAACCAUGAGGUGUACCUCAUUGACCGGCUUGAUAACCAGUCUCGCGAGCGCAUGCGGCAUCUCAGAUGUCUUUGCUUUGUCCGCCCAUCUCCGGACUCCAUACAAUUUCUUAUCGACGAACUAAGAGCGCCCAAGUACGGAGAAUACUAUAUCUACUUCAGCAACAUUGUUCGCAAGUCGUCGUUGGAAAGGCUGGCGGAGGCAGACGACCACGAGGUCGUGAAAUCAUUACAGGAGCAUUUUGCCGAUUUUCUCGUGAUAAAUCCGGACCUAUGCCAUCUUAACGUCGGUUUUCCUAGACAGCGGAUCUGGAGCCAUUCCCCCGACCUCUGGAAUUCGGAUGCCCUGCAACGGACGACUGAAGGAGUAAUUGCGCUAUUAUUGUCCUUGAAGAAGACUCCCUUGAUACGAUACGAGAAAAACAGCCUGAUGGCAAAAAAACUUGCUACAGAGGUUAGGUACCAACUUACCCAGGAAGAACAACUAUUCAAUUUCAGGAAACCGGACACACCUCCAAUUCUACUUAUUCUUGAUCGCCGUGAUGAUCCAAUAACCCCCCUACUAACCCAAUGGACAUACCAAGCAAUGGUACACGAGAUACUGGGAAUCACCAAUGGUCGAGUUGACCUUAGCGAAGUCCCAGAUAUUCGUCCAGAGCUAAAAGAGAUUGUUAUUGCCCAGGAUCAAGAUCCCUUCUUCAAGAAGAAUAUGUAUCAAAAUUUUGGCGACCUUGGUGGUAAUAUCAAGGAAUAUGUCGAACAGUACCAGUCCAGGACAAAAACCAAUAUGAACAUUGAAUCCAUUUCUGAUAUGAAACGGUUUGUUGAGGAUUAUCCCGAGUUUCGCAAGCUUUCCGGGAAUGUGAGCAAGCAUGUCGCCCUUGUGGGAGAGUUGAGUAGGAACAUCGGAGAACAUGACCUAUUAAACGUCAGCGAGCUAGAACAAAGCCUAGCUUGCAACGAUAACCAUGCGAAUGACCUCAAGUCUCUCCAAAGGUUUAUACAAUCCCCUAACGUAACCGUGGAAAAUAAGCUGCGCCUUGUUGCCCUUUACGCCAUACGUUACGAGAAGCAACCUUCAAACACGCUUCCGGUUCUUCUCGACCUCCUCACAGCCGCUGGGAAUGUUCCCUCGCAUAAAAUAAACAUCAUUCCUCAGCUUUUAGCAUAUUACCAUUCCUUGCAAGCACCUCCAGUUGCUGGCGGGUUUUCAGACUUGUUCGAGUCAGCCUCUUUUUUAACCGGAGCUCGUGAUCGGUUCAAAGGGCUCAAGGGUGUAGAAAAUGUAUAUACCCAACAUUCUCCCCGUUUAGAAGCUACUCUCCAAAACCUGAUAAAAGGCAGGCUAAAGGAGCUCCAGUACCCUUUUCUCGAGGGUGGUGGGCAUACUCGCGACAAACCGCAAGAUAUCAUAAUCUUUAUGGUUGGAGGGGUGACAUACGAAGAAGCAAAGAUGGUUGCCCAAGUCAAUGCCAGCUCACCUGGCAUUCGGGUUGUCCUUGGCGGUACUUGCAUUCACAACAGUACUACCUUCUUAGAAGAAGUGGAAGAUGCUGUCGGCAACUGGCCUGAACCUCCUCCGACCACCGCGGCAGGACGGCUACGAGCUGAAAUUAACCGAUAA